GGUGCUGGAGAAUGCGCGUGCUACUCCUUGCAACAGGAGGAGUCCAGCUGUGCAUGCUCCUCUGUCCUUCAUGCCCUGGAGCUGUGGAGUUUGCUCCAGAGGCUCUGGCUCUCCGUCAUGCAGCACUGCUUCACUCAGGGGGAGGCAUGGCCGCAUGCAGCAGCAGCGCUCUGCCAAGUGUGUGCACGCUUGUUCUGUCCAUUCUACUGCUCCUCCAGCUUCUGGUCAGUUCGAUAGUGCCGCGUGAUUCGUCUGCACCCGACUUCACCGUCAUCAGUAUAAGUAGUCACGAAUCCGGAUCAUUAGACUCCAGAGUGGAUGGACGCUCGGACAGCGCGCAGGAACUUUGGCCAAAUGAGGAGACAGCGGCACGAUUGCGCGCCUACGCCGACGAGAACGAGCUGAACUCUCGCCAGACCACAGACAGAAAACUUGUGCUUCAGCCUUGGGCAUCAGGACAACCAUCUUUUAGUGCAGAAGUGCAGCGUCUUAUCCAAUUCAUUACUACACCAGAGGUAAAUUGUUCCAGAUGGCAGGGGUCUGGUGAGUCUGGGUCUGCAUAUGUUGGGGAAAAUUCUGAAGCUCUGUGCUUGAAUUACUGGGCCGCUGGCCAUCCUUGUGUCGCUUACUCUUUCAGUCUGGAUGGGAAGGAUGCAGUGAUUCUGGAAUCCACAUUAAGUAUGAGAUGUGAGGUGCAUCGCUUUGACCCUAGCACUCGGCGCAAACACGGUAGUGGCUCUGGAUAUGGGUCUGUCCAACACCAUCAAGCUUGGCUUGAUUGGAGACGCCCCCGCACUCGACCUCACAGGGGAGUUUUGGGGACUAUACCUCGCAGCCUGGUGGACAUCAUGGACUCACUGGGCCACAGCAUGGUGCAUGUUCUCUGGGCAGAUCUGGAGAGUGCAGAAUGGCGUGUGUUGGAGAGUUGGGUGCAGGAUGGGUCUCUCAAACGGAUCAGCCAGCUCAUUCUGACUGUACAUCUACACUGGGCAGGGUUUGAAGUGGGUGGGACUGAGGCACAAGUAGUGCGAUUCUGGUACAGUGUACUGAGUGCUCUGCACAGCUCAGGCUUCCGCCUGACCCACUCAGCUCCUGGGCCAGGACACACUGUACUGAGACAAGAACUUCCCAAUACACACAGCUCAUACAAACUUACCUGGGUUAGGAUGGGGGAACAAUUCACAUGAUACCCAGCAAUUCUCCAGACUUAUCAAGAAAACUGCUGCAAAUACACAUGCUGCAGAAAGAUCCAGUGACUUUUUAAAAAGAGAAAUUAAGUUGUUGUUGUUGUUGUUGUUGACACUGAAGAAUUUUGUACAAGAGCAUAGUAUUUGGUAAGGUAACCUUAAGGGUAUCUCCCAAGUGACAAGGAGAGUCAGAUUGUGAGUGAGAUCUACUUUUACACUUCUGUCAAUUUGUCAAAUCUGACAGCUAAAUAAAAAGUACCAAUACUUGAUGUACAUAUUUCAUAUUUCAAACAUUAUUUCACUGAAUUAUUUCAUCCAUGUUUGCUUCAAAUAUCUGAUGCAAUUACAGUAAAAUUACAUUUUAGAUUUUAGCUGAAGGCUUCAAACAUGAAGAAAUCUGAUAUUCUUUAUAGAGAUAUUGCACUACCUAUACUCUAACCUCAAAAAGGAGUUCCUCCCAGGGUUCUUUGAAUGGGUAAUGGUUCUUACUAUCUAAACUAUUUAAAGCUACAGAGAGAAACCAAAGAACUUUUUAUGCAUGUAACUCCCAUAAAUGUUGACCUUACAUGGGUGUGCAUGGUUAUUAAUUUUGAAUAUGAUACUGAUUUGGUCUUUAGUUGCACUCAAUGACACUACUUAAUGUCCCAAUAACUAUCCUACUUACAGUAUGUUUAAAUAACAGAAUAAUUAAUUUACUCGCAAAAUUAAUCAACAAUAAGUAAAAUAUAAUUUUACUGUGUUCCACUAGGGGGAGCUGCAGCACCCCUGAUUUUGUAAAUGAAAUACUUUUUAUUUUGCAUAUCACAACUAGACGCAGUUUACAGUUUACAGGCUAAUUAUAAAACACACUCAGGCUGAGUGAGCCAUAUGUUUGGAUAUAAUAGAAUAUAUUUUAUUGGUAGGACCUGUAAGUCAGCGCACACUUUAUUGUACAAAUGAAUGAAAUGCUGCACUGGGAAUUAAAACUCUGUUUUUGAAUUAUGAAGAUUAAACUCGUAGAUAAAACUGACUAAAAAGUGAUUUCUAUUUGUGGACAUUAUGCAUUUUCUGUUUAAUUAUAGAAGUAGACAAGGUGGUAAUCACAAGUGUGGAAUAAUGUUUUAGGUUAGAUUUUUUAUAAAUUCAUAUUUCAUACUGACUUUCUUUUGUUUGUUCAUUGUAUGAUGUAUGAGGUGCCCUCUAGUGAUCAAACUUAGUUACAGCUGUGUGUGCUGAAAACAGACUUAAAAUCUUUGUGUCUAUGUUAGGAGUGCAAACUCCUGUCUUUGUAUAUACUACACUACUUUCUCAUUAGAUUUAUCACCCAUGACAUUUGUUGACAUACACAUUAAAAGUAA
Messenger RNA from Pangasianodon hypophthalmus (striped catfish), 2524 nucleotides. Its product is annotated as probable methyltransferase-like protein 24. The record is from RefSeq and is a predicted model, not a curated record. The transcript is spliced from 5 exons. Bases 12 to 1187 code for a protein of 391 amino acids. Lineage: Eukaryota; Metazoa; Chordata; Actinopteri; Siluriformes; Pangasiidae.